UACAAAUCUGUGUUUAGGUCCUACUCCCAGGACUUUGUGCCUCACAACCAAGUCUCCAUACCUCCUUUCCUCUCUUCUACCUCCUCCUCCUGCUCCACCCCACCCUUUCCACCCGUCCAUCCAUCUCAGAGCUCUGACCUAGUGGUGCCCGCCGCGGCCAGCCAGUCACCCAGCACCGCGGAUGUGCCAAACUCCUCUUCUCAGGAGAGCAGCUUUAACGGGAAUGCUCCUGUCUGCCUUCCUUCUGAAACCUCUUUCACUGAUUCUCUCCAGACGCCUUCGAGUGAAAACGCCAGUGAGGAGGCUGGUGAGGGUGAAUACGUCAAUCUGUAUUCCUCUGGCCAGAGCAACGGGGAACUCCCUCGCUCUGAAGGAGAAUCUCCCUCUGUCAAAGACGGCCACUCCAAAGACUCCACUUUGAACAGCAGUGCCAUGGGGAAGGAAGGCAAAGAUGGUGCUGAAAGGCAGCAGCAGUCACCAGAUGCUUUGGAAUCAUCACAGUUGGAGGAAGAGGUAGAUGAGCUAUCCCUUAUCGACCACAGUGAAAUUAUGGCUAGGUUAACGCUGAAGCAAGAGGGAGAUGAUGGGCCAGAUGUUCGUGGUGGAUCCGGAGACAUUUUGUUAGUGCAUGCAACAGAGACGGACAGGAAAGAUCUGGUGCUGUACUGUGAAGCCUUUCUGACUACAUAUAGGACAUUUAUUACCCCUGAAGAGCUCAUCAAGAAGCUGCAGUACAGAUAUGAGAAGUUUUGCCACUUCCCAGACACGUUUAAGAAGCGAGUCAGUAAGAACACCUUCUUCGUCCUGGUGAGAGUGGUGGAUGAGCUGUGCUUAGUGGAGUUGACGGAGGAAAUUCUCAAGCUGCUGAUGGACCUGGUCUUCCGGCUGGUCUGCAACGGGGAGCUGAGCCUCGCCAGAGUAUUACGCAAGAAUAUCCUUGAUAAAGUGGAUCAGAAGAAAAUGCUGAGCUAUGCCAAUUCCAUCAAACCUCUUGCAGCCCGCGGGGUGGCAGCCAGGCCAGGGACUCUGCAUGAUUUCCACAGUCAUGAAAUAGCUGAGCAGCUGACCCUCCUAGAUGCCGAACUCUUCUAUAAAAUUGAGAUCCCAGAAGUUUUGCUUUGGGCAAAGGAGCAAAAUGAAGAGAAGAGCCCCAACCUGACACAGUUCACAGAGCACUUUAAUAACAUGUCUUACUGGGUCCGUUCGAUAAUUAUGCUGCAAGAAAAAGCCCAAGACCGAGAGAGGCUGCUCCUUAAAUUUAUAAAGAUUAUGAAGCACUUACGAAAGCUGAAUAAUUUUAAUUCCUAUCUGGCCAUUCUUUCUGCACUGGAUUCUGCACCCAUCCGAAGGCUGGAGUGGCAGAAACAAACCUCAGAGGGCCUGGCUGAGUACUGCACACUGAUUGACAGCUCCUCGUCCUUCCGCGCCUACCGAGCAGCUCUGGCUGAUGUGGAGCCUCCCUGCAUACCUUACCUAGGCCUGAUUCUGCAGGACCUGACCUUUGUUCAUCUGGGAAACCCUGAUUACAUUGACAGCAAAGUGAACUUUUCCAAGCGCUGGCAGCAGUUCAACAUCCUGGACAGCAUGAGGUGCUUCCAACAAGUACAUUACGACAUCAAAAGAAAUGACGACAUAGUGUCAUUCUUCAAUGACUUCAGCGACCACCUGGCUGAGGAGGCCUUGUGGGAACUGUCCCUCAAAAUCAAACCUCGGAACAUUACGAGGCGGAAAACAGACCGAGAAGAGAAAACCUAGGAGGAGGGGUUGUGCGAGCGAGGAGAAUUGCUCCGCAGACGCACCGAGGGCAGCUACGAGACUGGAGUUCAAUGUUUGUACCUGUUACUGGAUGACGUACCCUCCCUCCCAGCUGGCAGCGAUCCCUGGGUGUGUGAACGUCGUCGGGCUCUCGCAGCGGGCGAGAAGCGACCGCGUGCGUCAGCCGUGAAGGGCAGAGAUCAGCCAGCGCUCGC
Cariama cristata (Red-legged seriema) is the source of this 1970-nucleotide messenger RNA. Its product is annotated as rap guanine nucleotide exchange factor 1-like. Lineage: Eukaryota; Metazoa; Chordata; Aves; Cariamiformes; Cariamidae. Gene Ontology annotation, biological process: positive regulation of GTPase activity; Ras protein signal transduction. The transcript is spliced from 15 exons. Gene Ontology annotation, molecular function: guanyl-nucleotide exchange factor activity. Gene Ontology annotation, cellular component: plasma membrane. The record is from RefSeq and is a predicted model, not a curated record. The annotation marks the transcript as partial.